Messenger RNA from Ceraceosorus guamensis, 1836 nucleotides. Its product is annotated as tryptophan synthase beta subunit-like PLP-dependent enzyme. The coding region runs from base 1 to 1836 and encodes 611 amino acids. Gene Ontology annotation, molecular function: cystathionine beta-synthase activity; cysteine synthase activity. The record is from RefSeq and is a predicted model, not a curated record. The transcript is spliced from 2 exons. Lineage: Eukaryota; Fungi; Basidiomycota; Exobasidiomycetes; Ceraceosorales; Ceraceosoraceae. Gene Ontology annotation, cellular component: cytoplasm.
AUGACACCUGCUCCUAACAAUGUCUUUCGCGGCGAGCGGUCCCUCCAUGAUUUCUACGACCCUGAACAGAACCCGCCUACACCGCUCGUGGAGCUACCAGAAUCGUUGAAUCCCUUCUUGCGCUCACACAAUGUUCACGUCUACGUCAAGCUUCACAGCGCUUUGCCCGCCGGCAACGUCAAAUCCUUGCCGGCGCUCAACAUGUUGCAGCAAGGCGGAAUCGAUGCGGGUUUCGCGCUCGAAGGUCAGAGCGCGGCCCAGAUCUCGCGUCGAAAAGAAGGCUCGGAAAAGGUUUCUCGAAUCGUCGAAUACUCUAGCGGCAGCACCGUCAUUUCGUUGAGCAUCUUGGCGCGCAUCAUGGGCGUGGAUGAUGUCUCUGCCUAUCUCUCGAACAAGACUUCGGACGCAAAGUUGAAGCUCAUGCGCUUCUUUGGACUCAAAUUGCAUCUCUUUGGAGGCCCGUCGCAGCCUGAACCUUUGGAUCCGCGCGGCGGUAUCUAUAAAGCGCUGCUACGGGGUAAAGAAGAGGGGUCUUUCAAUCCCGACCAGUACGCCAACCCGGCCAACUACGAAAGCCAUAUGCGAUGGACGGGACCUCAAUUGGCCAAGCAGCUGCCCGAGAUGGACAUUUUCGUUGCUGGUAUGGGAACUGCUGGAACCAUGACGGGAACAGGUUUGGCUCUCAAGAGGCUUUUGCCGACGGUCAAACGCAUCGGUGUGACCACAGCACCUGGCGAUCGAGUCCCAGGACCUCGAUCAGAAGCUCUUCUGGCUCCGGUAGAAUUCCCAUGGAGAGAUGCGAUCGACGCAAUGGAAUGGGUGGGAUCUGCCGACUCUUAUGCGCGAUCCAUCGAGCUUUGCAGAACGGGAUUGAUGUGCGGCCCUUCGUCCGGAUUCAACCUGCAGGGGCUGUUCCAGCACCUUCGAAGACACAUUGAGGUCCACGGCGACCUAGACGCUCUGCGCAAGCAGCCCGGAGCACCCAUUCACGCAGCUUUCAUGGCUUGCGAUGGACCUUACCAGUACAUCGACGAGUACUUUUCCAAGCUGCCGACGGAAACUUUUCAUCCCAUUCAGAACGACGUUCUCAUUGGUGUCGACCUGUACCGUUACGACGACGCGUGGGAGCUGCAGCCCCACAAGGCCUUCGAGCUGGCCUAUACUUACAAGCUGGAACAGUGCGAAGCUAGCAGCAAUGAGGAGCACAGCAAGUCGACGUCGACGAGCGGAUCCGCUUCCGUUGAAGAGCUUGCUGAUCGACUGGCUGAUUUGCGUCGUCCUUCGGCCACACCGAGCGACAUCAGCGUAGAGAGCAGCACAUCCUCCAUCUCUUCUUCUUCCUCCGCAUCCGACGCAGGUUUUAGAGCGUCAAAAUCCUCCAGUGCUACUUCCACAGCUGGUACGUCUCCCGAGAGGAGCAGCAUAGCCACGCUUCGCAAAGGCGUCAAGCUUCUCGACCUGAGAGGAUCCAGCGUUAAAUCUUCCAGAUUCUUUCAAGCCACAUCUGUCGAGCUGCAGCACGUCAGCGAAACUUCUACGGAUCCCUUUAGCGACCCCCAUUUGCUCGCUGAACAGUGGAAAGAGCUCGAUUCGCUCUUCGAGCCCGACAACUCGCGAGGUCUAGAGAUCUUGAGCAGCAGCAGCAGCGUCGAUUCGCAAGACCAACCAUCAGCAGCAGCAGCAGCAGCAGCAGCAGCCCAGAUUCUGGUCGUCUGUCAAGAUGGAGGCGCUUCGCGCAUCGCCACUUCCGUCCUCAGACAUCGCGGCUACGAGGCCAGCUUUGUGGCAGGAGGAGCGUCCAGCUGGACACAACGUGGCUGGCCAGUACAGCUCUGA